Lactuca saligna is the source of this 798-nucleotide messenger RNA. Lineage: Eukaryota; Viridiplantae; Streptophyta; Magnoliopsida; Asterales; Asteraceae. The record is from the annotation of a GenBank genome assembly.
AUGCAAGAAUACAAUACAAAUUCUUUUGAUUCAGAUUCAAACAACAAUAACUUUCCAUUUUCAUUACCAAAUUUCAGCUUGACAGGAGUAAACUCGAACACCUUUGAUUCAACCUUCCCAAAUCUUUCAUCAUCUUCAUCAUCACCAUCAUCAUCAUCCCCUGUUUUUCAUGAACAUUUAGGUUCUUCAGUUUACCUCAAACAGAGGGAUCGAUUCUUCAAAUUCUCUGAAGAUUUGGAUCAAGCAACCCAAACUACAACAAACCCAGAUGGAUUUCAUCAGCAUUUUAGCAAAUCACAGAAAAAUAACAAGUCCUACAGAGGCGUGAGACAGAGGCAUUCGGGAAAAUGGGUGGCAGAAAUCCGAUUGCCGCAUAACAGAAUGAGGGUGUGGUUAGGGACUUAUGAGACGCCGGAGAUAGCGGCGUAUGCUUAUGAUCAAGCUGCUUAUAAACUUCGUGGCGAACAUGCUCGUUUGAAUUUUAAAGAUCCGAGUAUGGUGAGGUUUAUCGGAGAUUUGCAGAGGCUGAAUGCUUUGAAGAUUGCUGUUGAAAACAAGAUUUGUCAGAAGGUGAAAACAGAGAAAAGUAAGCAGCUGGAGGUGAGAGAGAGUGGCCCUGCGGUGGGUUCUGGUGGCGAUGAUGAGAAUUUUGAUGGUGGUCAUAUGGUGUUGUCGGAAGAUGAACUUUCAGGUGAGUUACAGACGUUUUCCGACAUGGAUGAGAUGGUGGAUGAUUGUUCAUUGGCCAUGAUGCCUUCUUAUGAUCUGGAUUUGAUAUGGGAAAUACUUGCUACCUAA